Syngnathus typhle (broad-nosed pipefish) is the source of this 677-nucleotide messenger RNA. It is a transcript of the gene crhb, whose product is annotated as corticotropin releasing hormone b. The transcript has a single exon. NCBI's taxonomy places the organism in Eukaryota, Metazoa, Chordata, Actinopteri, Syngnathiformes, Syngnathidae. Gene Ontology annotation, molecular function: hormone activity. Bases 8 to 532 code for a protein of 174 amino acids. The record is from RefSeq and is a predicted model, not a curated record. Gene Ontology annotation, cellular component: extracellular region.
UCCUGACAUGAAGUUCAAUUUACUCGCUACCACCGUGAUUCUGCUCGUUGCCUUCCUGCCGCGCCGCGAAUGUCGGGCCAUUGAGAGCCCCGGUGGAGCCCUGCGCCUCCCGGGUGCGCAAGACUCCCAGCAGGUGGAGCAGCAGCAGCACCAACAGCAACACAGGUCGCCCUCGGGUCCCAUACUGGAGCGCCUCGGGGAGGAAUAUUUCAUCCGGCUGGGCAACGGCGACUCGAACUCUAUGCCCCCCUCGUCCAUGUACCCCAUCGGAGCCGGUGGGCUCUUGAACCGGGCGCUGCAGCAGCAGCUGAUUCGGAGGCUUUUGCCAGGCAAAGUGGGCAACGUUCGAGGCGGCUUCAGCAAUGACGACGAGGGGGACUCGGUGGAGCGGGGCCGCCGGUCCGAAGACCCGCCCAUCUCCCUGGACCUCACCUUCCACCUACUGCGGGAGAUGAUGGAGCUGUCCAGGGCGGAGCAGCUGGCCCAGCAAGCCCAGAACAACAGAAGAAUGAUGGAGCUUUUCGGGAAGUGAAGACCAAAGAACCUCAAAUCCACCCUUAAAAAAAAAACUAUUUCUUUAUUUUGCUGCUUUUAUCACAUUAUGAUUUACAGCUCAAACUGGAUGUUAAAAUGUGACAAAAAACUUUGUAUCCGACAAAAAAAAGUUGCUUUUUUUC